AUGAAGUUCAGUUCAUCUCUCGUUGUUCUCUCCCUCUCUGCUCUCGGCCUGGCCGCACCCACUCCUGGAUGUGGCUCGGUUGUUGAAGCUGAUGGAACAACUACCAAGCGUUGCAACAUCCCUUGGACUAAGAACUACGGCGAAUACGAUGAGAAGCGUGACGUUGAGGAGCGCGGCUGCGGCUCCUUCGUUGAGCCUGAUGGAACCAUCACCAAGCGUUGCAACAUCCCUUGGACCAAGAACUACGGCGAAUACGAUGAGAAGCGUGACGUUGAGGAGCGCGGCUGCGGCUCCUUCGUUGAGCCUGAUGGAACCAUCACCAAGCGUUGCAACAUCCCCUGGACCAAGAACUAUGGCGAGUACGACCAGUAA
Messenger RNA from Trichoderma aggressivum f. europaeum, 372 nucleotides. RefSeq lists its product as uncharacterized. The coding region runs from base 1 to 372 and encodes 123 amino acids. NCBI's taxonomy places the organism in Eukaryota, Fungi, Ascomycota, Sordariomycetes, Hypocreales, Hypocreaceae. The transcript has a single exon. The record is from RefSeq and is a predicted model, not a curated record.